Messenger RNA from Contarinia nasturtii (swede midge), 12352 nucleotides. RefSeq names its product teneurin-a (gene Ten-a). The coding region runs from base 2362 to 11607 and encodes 3081 amino acids. Gene Ontology annotation, biological process: motor neuron axon guidance. The record is from RefSeq and is a predicted model, not a curated record. The transcript has 28 exons. NCBI's taxonomy places the organism in Eukaryota, Metazoa, Arthropoda, Insecta, Diptera, Cecidomyiidae.
ACGAACGGUUCGCUUGCACAGUAACUCUUGAAUAUUUAUUAUCGACAACAUUUUUGAGGUUCACUCGUAACGGACUAUUUAUUUUAUAUUCAAUUUUCGUUGUAAACGAAAUGGUUUUUGCUUGGUAGAAUUUUUGUUUCUCUUUUCGAUAAAAUACUCAUAUUUCAAGAAAAUUCUCUGUGCUAUAGCUGAAAAGGACAUGAAAAAUAGAAGUGAUUUAAUAGUGUGCGAUAAUUAAAGAAACAAAAAAGGUGUGUUUUCUCAUAUAUUGAUAACGGUGCUAUUUAGGAAACUUUCAAACAAUUGCGCUUUGUGCGAAAGCAACGUAUUCACUUUUGAAUAAUCCAUUAGUGGUUUUCAUUGUUCUCUUCUCGCAAUUUCGACAUCUCAAUGGUGUAAUCAAUCAAAUACAAUGUAAUGUGAAAAUAAUAUUUCUACUUUGAAAUGCAAAGAGAUAGAGAGCACACAAUGUGUUCUAAUGUGAAAGGAAGUGAAUGAAUGGUAAUGUGAUCGGAUAUUCAAUCAAUUUAUAAAAUAACAAAUCGAAACAAAUAAACGAAAUUAACAGAAAAAAAUAAGAAAUUUUUCAUCCAUCUUAGUCGGUAGCUAUCGCAUUAUCAUCGCGGCAAAAGUUCACGUUUUUCGUAUGAAACGCACGUGCAAAUUGAAAUUGCCAUUUUCGUCGUUCCAUUUGAAAUUCGAUUGACAUUGUGCAUUUGGAAUAUAAUUCAACGUGAAAAAAAAGCAUAAAAUAGAAAAACACUAAGAAAUAAAAAAGAAAGAGAGAGAGAAAAAGCUCAUCAACACGCAUCUUGAGUUAUUGGCAUCGGGAAGCCGAAGGGCAUUGAAACACAUACAUUUGAUGAAUGUACAUUUGCUGCUUGGCAAAUGACGAACUCAUAAAAAUAAAAACGUGCCAAAGAGACGUGAUAAGUGAAACUGUGCAAAUAGGUUGAAGAAAAUAGAAGGAACACCAUUCAAUUCGAUAGACACAUUUCCUUAACAGAGUCAAGCAAACGCUGCUCAUUUUGAUAUCAUCUCAUUGCAUUAUCUUAAUCGACUCGUCAGCGAGUAAGUGAAUGAAACAAAAUACAAUCGCUAAAAUUCUAGUUCGAAAGCUAUUCGGUGAUCGUUGAGUUGUGCUUUCAGCAAUAGACACCUUCAAGCCGAUUUGUUUUGUUGUGCAGUGUAAACGGUUCGUGUGGAAAGUUAUAGAUCGAAAAUUCAAUUCUUUUCCACAUAAUUAUUUGGCUAGACGACUAAUUUACGACAGCAUCGGGUGUAGUGUAACUUUGGAAAUAGUUUUACGGGGAAAAAGUUCACUCUCAAAUUGAAACAAUUUUUUUCUGUGUAUGUCGUUCGUAUAAUUGAAUUGCGGCGGAAAAAUUGUUGCAAAGCCAAAAAAACCGCUGUAAACAAAAAUAUUUCAACUAAAAAUAGCAUUAAACGAACAGCCAAGCAUAUAUCGAAGUGAAAAAAAAAAACAACAAAAUAAUCGGCCGGCCAUUUUCCCACUUGAAUUCGAAUCAAUUUGUUUUGUGGCAACCGCUGAACAGAGAAGUGAGUGAAGAGAAACACAAAAAGCGAACCUGGUUUAUGUGAAUUGGAUUCUUUCGUUUGUAUACGUUCAUUGUUGCGGUUUCAGUGUACAUGUGUUUGGCUCAUGCUCGAACUUUUUUCGGACUAUUAUCAAAACCUUGUUUCAAUUUGCAUUCACACAGUGUAAAUAUACUCAGUCUCUUUCACACACACUCGUGCGUGCAAACAAUCGCAUAAAAUAACAUUUUGUGAAUAAUUUUGCAUGCGCACAUUUCUCACCACAAAACCAAAAAAAAAAAAUGCACAGACAGUGAAACAAAAAAUUAUUAAAUUCGGAAUUUCACUUCAUGUUAAUUGAAAUAAAUUCCAUAUUAAUUUCAUCGUUAGUCAGUGCUACAGUUCAAUUGUCCGAUCAUUAUUUAAAAAAAAUUCGCGGUGAAAAGUUUUUUUUCAAAAUACAUUGAAAAUCGGGUGUAAUAAUUGGGAGGCAAUCAUAUAUUUGAAAAGUAUACUUUUUAAAAAAGACCGCCAUAGAAAAAACACUGAUACAAAGACCAUAGAAAAUAUCAGCGAUUCUGUGUUUCAAUUGAACUAAAAACGAGAGCCAAAAUAAACACAACAGCAACCGAUAUAGUCGAAGCUUUUCAUUCAAGCGUCUGUUGGCGAUAGAUUGGAUUUUGAUGAAGUUUCAUGGAUUUUCAGUGAGAUCAAAAGACCAUCAAACCGUGAAUCGUCCAAACAAUUGAAUAAACAAAAUGCACCGAACUAGAGAAUGAAACAGUCCAUUUUCAUCAUUGAAAACUAGCAAUUAAUUUGGAAAUCAUGUCAAGCCAUUCGGGAACAAUCGGUCGAUCGAGCGGCCGAACGAUUUCGUCCAAUGGAAAUCAUAUCAGGCGACAACGUUCAGUUGAAUGGCAUCAUGCACAUGGAUACAGCAGCAGUGACGAUGAUGAACGAGGCAUUCACGGUACAAUUAAUCCAUCAUUUGACAGUCAAUUGCUGGCACAAUUGAUUGCCCAAAGCCAGGAGUUAUCCAAUAAAUGUGCUGAACAAUAUCGAUCGGACUGUGAUAUCAAAAGUGCAACCAAUGGAACCGAAAAUCUUCUAUACAAACAUCAAAACAUGGAUUCACCAAAUUCGGUUAUCAGUCGAUCACCAUUGCAAAUGCGUCAAGCGUCACCAUUUCCAUUGGAGUCGACAAAUCGACGCUAUGUCACUGCACCAGCACCAAAUCCACAAGAUCGACAUCGUUCCAGCGGUGAAGUUAUCUACACAACAACCACAACAAAGCCAUCGGCAAUGCCAACAAAUUCAUUGCUCAGGAGUAGUUUGUCAGUAAAUAGUCGACAUCAUCAACGCACAACUAGUGGCAUGACAUCGUCUAGCAGUGCCACAUCAUCGAAUAGUAAUAACGUAAAUAAUGAACGACAUCGCGAUAAUGGUAGCAGUCGAAACGGUGAAUUGCAGAAAACCAACAAUGGUGGUAAUGCAUUCAGUGAUUCACGCGAUGAUGAUUCACAAGACGGCCAUCUAAAUCAAUUACACCAUCAAAAUGAAUAUGAGCCGCCACCAGAGCCGGCACCUCCAGAAAUUCCGCCACGUGCUCAAUCUCUCUUAGCAUCUUUAACAAAGAAGCUGUCAAGUUACACAUUGAAAACAAAUGAAACCGGCGACAUGAAGCAUGAAGAGUUUAUACCGCAAAAUCAACAAGAGUACUUGAUGACCGGAAGUCCCCGCACAGCUGGAUAUCCUGCCCGAUCGCCAAUUACUAACGAUACACUAAAUCAACACAGACUUACAACGCCGUUGAAUACGGGGCCACAACAAAUGCCACAGAACAACGAUGUUGGUCCACACUGCCAAAUUGGUGGCAAUUCGCCACUCGUUAUGCCUGGAUUUCCACUUCGUACAUCACAUUCAGCGCAUACUCCACACUAUUCGCCAUACUCACCGUCAAGGUUUCACAUAGACAAGCGAUGUCAACACAGGUGCUCUUGGAAAUGUUUUAGUUUUGCCUUAAUUUUCGUAGCUGUUAUACUUGCUGCUAUGUUGGCCUACUUUGCCGCAGUUAGUUCGAUGAAACCAACAUACGAUCCGAAUAAUUGUAUUCUGGUACAAGAUGUAAAAUCGGUGACACAUGAUCACAUAAGUCAAAAUUCCGAUGGACCAACAGCCUCACCAACCGAAGAAUCAUUGCUAACAAGUACGGCCGAACAUAAUAGCUACACGACUCAACAGCAGCAUACAUCACAAGGAACGAAUGGUGUGCAAAGUAGUUUAUCGCAACUAUAUCAAGAUCCACAGUCAAUUGCACAGCAGGCACAUCAAACCCAACAACAACAGCGUCCAGUGCUUGAGCUUCGUGAAUUCAAUGAACAGUAUCAUGCAACAAUACCACCAUAUCAAUUUUGGAAUUCGGAAUUCAAGAAUAAGCAUCCAGCAUUCAUUCGAAUCAAUUUCACACUUCCGUGGGGUGCAAAUUUUGCGGUUUAUGGUCGUCGUAAUGUGGCACCAAGUGUUACACAAUACGAUUUUGCUGAAUUCAUCAAGGGCGGACGCGUUGAUAAUCGACUACGACGUCGUCGUCGUAGCAGCAGCAGCUCCACCACAAAACCAAUUGAUAAUGUUAACGAAAAAAUGUUACUCGAUAUUCACAAUUACUACGAACACACCAAGGAUAUGUUGGACGAUGAAAAUGGUAAAAGUGAAAUGCAUUCAACACCAAUGCCAUUACAUUAUGCACAACAAAGUAUGGGUAUAAAUCAUAAUGACAUUCAAUCGGAUAUUUCGAUAUCGGCACACAAUGGCCAACAUCAUUUCGAUGGAACAUCAGCACGUGACAGUUUUACUGCCAAUUUCAUUCGAGACAAUUUACAUUUUUCAUCGGACGAAGAGCAUUUGAUAUCGAAACGUUCGGCCAUCGAUGCGGCCCCAUCACUUGACAUGAACACCAUGAUGGUGAAUGUUAGCUUAUUACAAUAUCUCGAUACUGGACGCUGGUUUUUAUCCGUUUACAAUGACGAAUUGUUGGCACAUAGUGUCACACUAAUUGUUGGCGAAGCCGAAGGUGUCAGUACAACAUGUCCGAACGAUUGCUCAGGACGUGGAUCAUGCUAUCUUGGUAAAUGCGACUGCAUUGACGGUUUUCAAGGUGUCGAUUGCUCAAAAAGCGUAUGUCCCGUUCUAUGUUCUGGGCAUGGAACUUACGGAGGUGGAAUGUGUCACUGUCAUGAAGGUUACAAAGGUGCUGAAUGUGAAAUCCCAGCAGGAGAAUGUCAAGUGCCAGGUUGCAAUGGAAAAGGUCGAUGCAUUGAAGGAGAGUGUCAUUGUAAUCGGGGCUUCAAAGGAAAUGACUGUUCUGAACCCGACUGUAUGGAUCCAACAUGUUCUAGUCAUGGAACCUGUAUCAAUGGACAAUGUUUCUGCAAAGCUGGAUGGCAAGGAGAAGACUGUAGCACCGUUGAUCAACAAGUUUAUCAAUGUUUGCCAGGUUGUUCGGAACGUGGAACAUACGAUUUAGAAACUGGCACUUGUAUCUGUGACCGUCACUGGACUGGACCAGAUUGUUCUCAAGCUGUUUGUAGCUUGGACUGUGGACCAAAUGGAAUUUGUGAGUCCGGAAAGUGUCGCUGUAAUCCGGGUUAUGUUGGAAAUCUAUGCGAUCAAUUGCCAUGCGAUUCAAGAUGUGCUGAACACGGUCAAUGCAAAAAUGGCACUUGUGUCUGCUCUCAAGGCUGGAAUGGACGUCAUUGCACGUUGCCUGGUUGCGAAAAUGGAUGUUCGCGUCAUGGACAGUGUACACUUGAGGACGGCGAAUACAAAUGCGUGUGCAUCGAAGGCUGGUCUGGUCCCGAUUGCUCCAUUCAAUUGGAAAUGAAUUGCAACGAUAAUAUUGACAAUGAUCAUGAUGGAAUGACCGAUUGUUCGGACAGUGAAUGUUGUUCGCAUCCAAUUUGUGCGGAGCAUAUAAUGUGUUUGGCAUCGAAUGAUCCAGUCGAGGUAUUAUUGCGUAAGCAACCACCGUCAGUGACCGCCUCCUUCUAUCAGCGCGUUAAAUUCUUAAUUGAAGAGAACUCGGUACAAUCGUACGCUCACAUGGAUGAAUACAGUGAAAGCGAGUUCUGGAAUUCUUUUACACCUGGCCGUGUUUCGGUGAUGCGAGGUCAAGUGAUUACUCCACAAGGACUGGGAAUUGUUGGUAUUCGAGUUUCGGUUGAUCGUGACUCACGCUUUGGUUUCACUUUAACACGACAAGGAGGAUGGUUUGAUGUGCUUGUCAAUGGAGGCGGAGCCGUGACAUUGCAAUUCCAACGUUCACCAUUCCAUCCAAUGACCCGAACAGUGUUUGUACCAUGGAAUCAGAUUGUCGUAUUGCCACCCAUUCAAAUGCAAUUGAACGAAGACGAAGAGCAGAGCCGACUAUCUGUCAAAGUGGCUCCACCGAAUCCAGCGUACAGUUUCUUGAAUACCAUUCGAUAUGGUUUUGAUGAUGCAGCACAAACCGAUGCCAUGCUGUGCAUGGACCAUGAUCAUGAGCUCUUGAAACCACAAGUGAUUAGCACAUGGAUGCCUUCUGGUGUUGGCUCAAAACCCGGCAAACGGACAAUCUUUGCUGAAACACAGAUCGUUCAAGAGACUAUUCAAAUUCCCGGUUCUGAGUUACAUUUAACGUACCAAUCAUCGCAAGCGUCUGGUUACUUGAGUUUAGUUCGUAUGCGUUUAACAAAGGAAAAAAUCCCGAAAACAUUAACACAUGUACAUGUUGGCGUCGAAAUUGAAGGUUCAUUACACGUUAAAACUUAUGAAGCUGAUCCAAAUCUAUCGCAUACGUUUGCAUGGAACAAACGAAAUGUGUACAAACAAAAGGUGUAUGGCAUAUCGAUAGCUCACAUUUCAGUUGGUUACCAAUAUUCGACGUGUGCCGAACCAGUUUGGGAAACACAAACGGCAAAAUUACAAGGAUUCGAUGUUGAUAUAUCCGAUAUUGGUGGCUGGGGUUUGGACAUACAUCAUCAUUAUAAUUUCCAUGAAGGAAUUUUACAAAAAGGAGACGGUUCCACGAUGCACUUAAAAGAGUAUCCGAGAGUUGUUAAAAUAAUUAUGGGAACUGGUUUACAACGUCCAUUGAAUUGUCCGGAUCAUUGUAAUGGAGUUUCGAAAGAUGCACGACUUUUGACACCAAUUGCAUUGGCAACGGGUGCCGAUGGCAGUUUGUAUGUUGGUGACUUUAAUCUAGUACGACGCAUCACACCGGAUGGCAAAGUGUAUACGGUGCUUCAAUUGAGCGCAACACAAGUUUCAUAUCAAUAUUAUUUAACUGUUUCACCGGCCGAUGGACAUUUGUACAUUUCCGAUCCAGAAAAGCAUCAAAUAUUGCGUGUCGUUGCCGUCGAUAAAGUACAUGAUCCAACAUCGAAUAGCGAUCCAGUCGUUGGUAAUGGACAAAGAUGUGUUCCAGGUGAUGAGACAAAUUGUGGCGACAAUGGACCUGCUUUGCAAGCACGUUUAUCGCAUCCAAAGGGUAUUGUGAUUGCAGCCGACCGUACAAUGUACAUUGCAGAUGGAACAAAUAUACGGGCUGUCGAUCCAAAUGGCAUAAUUCACACGCUAAUCGGACAUCACGGUCAUAACAACGUUUGGAGCCCGGCACCAUGCAAAGGUGCUUUGCUCUCAAGUGAAACACAAUUACAAUGGCCGACUGGGUUAGCGCUCAGUCCGCUUGACGGUUCAUUGCAUUUCAUCGAUGAUCGUUUAGUGCUUAAAUUAACGGCCGACAUGAAAAUUAAAGUGGUUGCCGGCACACCGUUACACUGUAAUGCAAAUGGUGAUAAUAAAAAUCAAACGUCGCAGCAAGUACUUGGAACGGUGCUUGCAUUAGCAUUCUCACCCAACGGAUAUUUGUAUGUGGCUGACAGUGAUUCACGACGAAUUAAUUCGAUUCGAGUGAUUGAUACAGCCGCCAAUAUGAAAUCAUUUGCCGGACGACAAGAUUAUGGAUCAUGUGAAUGUGCAAAUGGAAAUGGUACACAAUCGACCACAGUGAAUCCGACUCGUAAUAACGGAAACAAUGGAAAUACAACACCGGUGAUGUUUGGCGGCAGUGGUGGUGGUGCUUCAAAUUCAAAUGCACCAGCAACAUCGUGUUCAUGUGGUAAUCUAAUGAAUCCGAGCAACAGCGGUAAUGCUAAUGCAUUUAAUAUUAAUAUAAACAAUGGCGCUUAUAAUGAUGGUGCAGCAGCAAACAGUGCCGACACACUGCUAUCGUCGAAUGCAAAAUUCCAGGCAAUUUCAGCCAUAGCCGUUUCACAGGAUGGCGUUAUAAAUGUUGCUGAUCAAGGCUCAUUGCAUAUUCUCGCCCUGCAACAUUAUCUACCGACGCACGAUGAAAAUGGCGAAUUCCACAUUCCAUACCCACCGACAAAUGAAAUUUAUGUGUUCAAUCGCUACGGUCAACAUGUUACAACGAAAGACUUAACCUCAGCGAAAACUCGAUACUCGUUCCUCUAUUCGAAAAAUACGAGCUUCGGUAAAUUGUCGACGGUCACCGAUAGUUCCGGAAAUAAAAUCCAAUUCUUACGUGAUUACAGUAACAUUGUUAGUUCAAUUGAGAAUACACAGGAUCAUAAAUCGGAAUUGAAAAUAUCUGGCAUUGGUCUAUUGUCGAAGCUCACCGAAAAGGGUAAAUCAGAAUAUGAACUUGAUUACGAUAGUACAUCUGGAUUGUUGAAUAGUUUAUCAUGUGGUGCUGAAACGUACAUCUAUCAAUAUGAUGAUUUCGGUCGUGCCAUUCGAAUGACAUUGCCAAGCGGUGAAACCAUAUCGAUUGGAUCGAAACUCGGCAAAGACAUUGGUUUAACGGUUAAAGUAAGUGGUUCGAUACCAUCGUUGUUCUCACAAUUGCCGGAAACAUCGGGUGAAGUGUCGGUUAUUGGUGGCAUUGAUUCGUUGGUUAUGAAUCGAACCGGACGUGUAACGCGCGCUCGAUUCAGUUUGAACAAUACAUUACGGGCAGUUGCACCGAAUGGCGUUGUUGUUGAGGCGGCCGCAAUCUCUAGGCAUCCAUUCUUAGAGUCAUCGUUGCCCGUUGAAAGUGAAAUGCUACCAAUGUGGUCACAUCAAAUUGUCACAAUGGGUGAAAGUUUGACAAAUAACAUGUACUCCAUCUACAGUUUAAUUGGUGACUUGAGAAAUCCACAACAAACUUUGAACCGUGAAAUUUGGGUUAAUAAUACACGAGCAUUUUGCAUUCAAUACGAUCAAUUUAGCAGCGUUGAAACAUUUUACGAUAAAAAUCGUCGUCCGAUAUUCGCAAUAACAUUCGAUCCAUCCGGUAUGCCGUUAUCAUAUGCACCGGCCAACGGUGGCUAUCCAUUGAAUUUCACCUAUGACCGUUUCAAUCGCAUUGAAGGCUGGAGCUGGGGACCAUCCGAACUAAAAUAUACAUACGAUCGUCAUGGUCUUUUAUCGGAAAUAACAAGCGCACAAGAUGGCAUCAUUUCGUAUGUGUACAACGAUUGGAAUUUAAUAUCGGAAAUUGGUUUGGCCAGUCAACGAAAAUUCGCUAUUAACUACGAUGAAAAUGGCGGCCUGAGACAUAUUGUAUUGCCAAGCGGUACAAAGCAUUCAUUUAGUAUGCAACCAUCGAUUGGAUUCAUUCGUGUAACAUACACUCCACCCGGCAGUACGAAACCAUAUCUUCAACAUUAUACACAGUCUGGUGCAUUGUUGCAUACAGUAUUCCCAGGCGAUGGUGCUCACAUUGUUUAUCGUUACAAUGAGGCCGGACAAUUAUCGCGAAUUAUUCAUGGCGAUGGUAAGAGUGAAUUUGAGUAUAAUUCAGUGAGCGGUAUGCCAACCACUGUAACACAUGUCGAACGUGAAUUGGAAUAUCGAUGGGAUUUCGAAUACACAGGCGGUUUAUUGACCGAAGAAAGAAUUGACUUUGAAGCAAAAUCGGCAUUAAGCAAUGCUAAAUUUACAUAUGAUUACGAUACAAAUUUCCGUGUGACAUCGAUUCAAGGCAGAAUUGGUGGCCAAAAUUUACCAACACAAUCGUUUGGCUACAAUGUACGAACGGGUAAACCAAGCCAAAUUGGACCAUUCAAAAUAAAUACACCGCGACCGAAUCAAACGCAAGUAAACGACGGUACGGCCAGUUUUAUUCGAACGGUUGAUGGUCGUUUUCUUGAGACGCAAAUGUCUGUUACGAUUCAUCGCUUGGAAGUAUUUCGUAUGGAAUUUUCGCAUGACAUGCAUGGUCGCAUCUCACAAACUCGAACCUAUACACGAAAUGUUGGCGUAAAUACGUACACAAAUGUCAAAAACUAUACAUGGGAUUGUGAUGGUCAAUUGAUUGGCGUCGAAGCACAAGAACCAUGGGGUUUCCGGUAUGACGAUAAUGGAAACAUGCUAUCAUUGACAUAUCGUGGAAAUACAAUUCCAAUGGAAUACAAUGCACUCGAUCGGAUUGUGAAAUUCGGUGAUGGACAGUACAAGUAUGAUGGCAGAGGUUUGGUGUCGCAAAAUGCACGUGAAGAACGUUUCCAUUAUAAUACACAAGGUUUAUUGGUUCGAGCUCAGAAACGUGGACGAUUUGAUAUUCAUUACUAUUAUGACCAUAUGAACCGUUUGAUUACGAGAAAAGAUAAUUACGGUAAUGUCACACAGUUCUUCUACAACAACAAAGAACGUUUGCAUCAAGUCAGUCAGAUAUAUUCGCCACGCGAUGGUAAACUUAUGUCAUUGGUGUACGAUGAUAGAGGUCAUUUGAUUUAUGCUCAAGUAUUCCGGCACAAGUACUAUAUUGCAACGGAUCAAUGCGGUACACCGGUAAUGAUUUUCAAUCAAUACGGCGAAGGAAUUCGAGAAAUUAUGCGAUCACCGUACGGACACAUUGUUUAUGACUCCAAUCCAUAUCUUUAUUUGCCCAUCGAUUUUUGUGGCGGCAUAUUGGAUCAGGUCACAACUCUGGUACAUAUGCCGAAUGGAAAAGUAUACGACCCAUUGAUUGGCCAAUGGAUGUCACCAAAUUGGGAGAAUGUUGCCGAACGCAUUGGUACACCGACCAAGCUGCAUUUGUAUCGCUUCAAUGGAAAUGAUCCAAUAAAUGUUGAACAUGACCGUAACUAUCCGCAAAAUUAUCAAACAUGGUUGAAAUUAAUGGGAUAUCAUAUCAAAAAUUUGAUGCCACAAUUAGUGAAACCAAUGUGGCAACCGCAAAAUCUUUGGGGUUCAGUUCAACCGUCAAUCGUUAAACCUGAAUCGCAUUUCAUUGCAAAAGAUCGAACAUCAGUUGAGUCUGGUUUCCUAACACAUUUGGCACAUCGUCGUUUAACCGAUUUCGAAAAAUUAUCAGCACCGCCACGGUCACUAUUGAAAAUGGAUCUGAUGAAUGUUGGAACACAAAAAAUUGGUGCCGCCUCUGAUCCACCAUUUGGCAAAGGUAUUGUUGUAUCACGCACCAAAUCCGGCCAAGCCAUUGUAUCCAGUGUACCGGCAGCGAAUGCAAUUUAUCGUGAUGUAUAUACGUCAGUUUUCAAUCGGUCAAGCCUAUUGCCAUUUAUAUUUGUUGUACAUAAUUCCCAACAAGAUGCAUUCUAUUUUGUGAAAGAGGAAUCAUGGCGUGCGAGUGAAGAUCGUCAACAAUUGAAACGAUUACAGGGACAAGUAAAUACAACAUUCCAUGAAAUAGCACGCGAAAAUGGUAGUGGCAAUAAUUAUCUGGAUGUUAAAAUUCACGGUGCACAUGCUGUGAUUAAUUUACGAUAUGGCACAACCGUUGAGAAAGAGAAACAAAGACUAAUGCAUCAUGCAAAAUUGCAAGCGGUACGAAAGGCAUGGCAUCGUGAAAAGGAAGCACUUCGAGCUGGUCUCACCACAACCACCGAUUGGACACAAGCUGAAAUCGAUGAAAUUCUAAAACAAGGCUAUGUCAAUCAAUACGAAGGUGAUUACAUUCAUGAUGUUAACAUGUAUCCAGAAUUAUCCGAAGAUCCAUAUAAUAUACGGUUUUCAAAGAAAAAAGCCAAUCAAAUUCGACGACGACGAAGGCGCUCAACAAACGCGUAGAAUUGAAAUUCAUUUUCGCAACGAUAUUUUUUUUGCAUAGAAGAAUAAACCGUCUCUAAUUGCGUUAAUCAUUUGCAAAACGUUAAUUGAAAGAAAGAAAAACGUAAACAAUUUCUAUUAGUGUAAUUUCAACUCAAUGACGGAGCAACGCCUCAUCAAGUCAAAGAGAAUCGUAUAGGAAAACAAAUAAAUGAAAUUUAUUUUAAAGACAAACAAAUAAUUAAUCACAAUUGAUAAUUAAAAAAAAAUUAUUAACAAGAGAAACUUUUCCGCAUGGAAAAAAUGAGAUAUUUAAAUCAAGGCAAGAAAUGUGACUAAUAAGAGGAACAUAUUUUUAAUGGAAUGAAAAAAAAAUUGAAGAAAACACACUCACACAUUAAUUACUUAAGUGAUUCGAGCUUUUUGAGACUGGCGAUACUAGAUGUUAUACACACACAAAUCAUACUCCAUAUUAUUGAAAUUGUAUGUGAGAAAGGGAGGCCAUGCUGUGCCGCAUUGAUGGAGGAAAAAACAAAAUACAAAAUAUGAAUCAAUAAAUAUGCAACAAACUUGGAACCAAUUUCAUGUAAUUCGUAAGUGUAUGGGUGUAAAAAAAAUGAAGAAAUAACACAUUGUGAAUGGAAUUAUUCGUUAUAACUUAAGUCAACUGCCAAUUGGCAGGCACAUAAAAGGAAAAACAAUUUUAAAUGGAUGAAACAAGGAAUCGAAGGAAGAAACUAUGAAUGUGUAUUGUAAUGAAAAAAAA